CUCUCUCUGCUUCUGCUUGCAAAGCGAUCACUCGCUCUCCUUCCCCUCUCUCUAUCUAUCGUGGUAAGGGAAGAGAUAUGGGAACCACAGAGACAAUGUCCUACGAAGAGCAGCGGCGGAGGAGGCUAGAGGAGAACAAGAAGAAGCUCGAACAGCUUAACCUCCCCCACCUCUCCGUCGCCCUCCGCGACGCCGCCGCGUCCCCCAAGACCUCCCCGGCCAAGCAGAUCAAGCGAAAGAUGUCCCGGGAUGCAAGCCUCACCCCCGUACGCCGGUCCGUCCGCGUCGCGAGCUUGCCGGAGCCCAACUACCGAGAAGUAGCUUCAGACUUCGUGGAUAGGCCGAGAAGGAUCGCUAGGGUUUUGAAGCGUAGAGGCUUGGACGAUCGAGUAUAUGCAUCAGAUGAAGCUAGGGAGUACGCCCAAACGAAAGCAGAGGAAAUCGAAGCGGGACUCGACCCAAAGUUUCCUUCUUUUGUGAAGUCUAUGCUCCAAUCUCACACCACCGGAGGAUUUUGGCUGGGCCUUCCUAUAAUAUUCUGCAACAAGCAUCUGCCAAAGCGUGGUGCGACAAUUACUUUAAUAGAUGAAAACGGGGAUGAAUCCGAUACUACUUAUCUUGCCCACAAGAGAGGACUAAGUGGAGGGUGGAAAGGUUUUUCUAUAAAUCAUGAAUUAGUUCAUGGCGAUGCUGUCGUUUUCCAGUUGAUCAAAACGACAACUUUCAAGGUCUAUAUAAUUAGGGCGAGUGAAUAUGAUAGCAGUUGAUGUAGUUCUUGACUCUCCAGAAAAAGGAAUUUUGAUGCUGCUGCAAGGAGUAGGAACAGGUAACAGGCUCAGUGGUCCUUAGAAUCAGAGAAGUCCAAUGCUCCUCAUUUAUUUCAGUUUGAAGACUUGAGGGAGGGGCUUUACAACAGUGUUUUUGCAUAAACCAAAACUUCUCAUAUGCCCAUAAAACAUUCAAAAAUUUUGUUACUUUGAGCUUGACUUCGGCUUAAUCUAAAAUUUCCAGUGGACCAAAUCUUGUAGACAGAAGUAAAUGAAGAAUCUUGGUUUGAAAUGUGCUAUCUAUAUGGUGGCUAUUGCUACCA
Molecule: messenger RNA, 1090 nt
Organism: Musa acuminata subsp. malaccensis (wild Malaysian banana)
Lineage: Eukaryota; Viridiplantae; Streptophyta; Magnoliopsida; Zingiberales; Musaceae
Product: B3 domain-containing protein Os06g0194400-like
Molecular function (GO): DNA binding
Source: RefSeq, a predicted model, not a curated record